Molecule: messenger RNA, 2130 nt
Organism: Podospora pseudocomata
Lineage: Eukaryota; Fungi; Ascomycota; Sordariomycetes; Sordariales; Podosporaceae
Gene: NGG1
Product: Transcriptional regulator
Exons: 3
Coding region: 1-2130 (709 amino acids)
Biological process (GO): regulation of transcription by RNA polymerase II
Cellular component (GO): SAGA complex
Molecular function (GO): transcription coactivator activity
Source: RefSeq, a predicted model, not a curated record
AUGGCUCCAUCGAGCCAGAAGGGUCCGGGGAAGAAGGCGGGCGCGGGGGCAAUCCGCUCCCAGUCACAACAGCAGCAGCAGCGAAGUCGCAACACCACCCCCAGUGCCGCACCGCCCUCGGCCAGUCUGCCACCCAUCGACAAUGUCGAAACAGACCUGCUGGAACUCCGCUUCGAAGUCUUCCGGAACCUGACCUUUGAGGACAUGGUUGAUCCCUCGACCUCCAACACCACCAUACCCGAUUCCAAGAGCCUUGAUGGCCUCGUCUCCCGACUGCAGAAGCUGAGCGACGUCAUUGACAAGCGCGGCCUGAAUUGCGACAAGGGCAUGAGACUACUCGCCCAGAGCCGCCGCACCAGGCUCGAUGAGCUGGCUGUCGAGCGGGGGAGGGAAGAGGAGCGGAGACAGAAGGAAGCCGAUGAGGAGGAGCGCGAACGCAAGGCAGCCAACAAAAAGAAGCGGAAAGCGACCGACAGUCUGGCGCCCGGAGGGAGCAACAUAGAGCGGUCAUCCCCUUUGCGCGAGUCGACAAAACCCCGAAAACUAUCUCGCGAUAACGAUUCCGCCAGCUCGUCGCUGUCGCCAGUCGCGCCAAGCAACAUGGACGCCGAUGACAAGACCAAGACAGAGGAGAACGAGGACGAGUCGGACUCUGACGAUGGUCGCCCACCACCUCCCGCUCGGCCACAGGCCAAUACGUUUGGCGAUGAUCCUUCAACCUUCCCCGACCCAACCGUGUACGAGAUUCUUCCCGUCCAACCUGGCAUGACCGAGGGCGAAAUAAAGGAAAUAUACUCGGUAGCCGGCUACCCUAAAAGCGACCUUGCUGAUCUCAUCGCUGGUGACCCUCCAGACAAGGAUUUCAGCAAUGCAAAGCCUAGCAAUCAGAUCAACUUUAGCACUUUUAGCACCUUUAUCGACCCCUACUUCCGGCCGUUCACCGAGGAGGAUCUCGCGUUUUUGAGAGAAAGAGGGGAUCGCGUGACUCCGUUUGUCAUGCCGAAACGUGGCAAGAAGCACUACACAGAGAUCUGGGCCGAAGAGGAUGGAGCGAUGGCCAUCGACUCCGUCCCCCCAGGCGGCCGGGAGAAACUUCCUCCUAACCAACCCCGCGGGAGUAUCGAGAACAUGGACGACGACGUUGCCGAAACAGACAAGCUCUCCGUCGGCCCACUCCUCUCCCGUCUUCUUUCAGCGAUGCGCCCCGAGCACCGCGCUCCGCCAGCAGAGAUUGCCAACGGCGUCAACGGCGACGGAGACACCAUCAUGAACGGCACCGCCAGCUUCGACUUUAGUUUUGACACCAACCCCCCUACCAGCAGCCAACAACCCAACGGCACCAACGGUGUAAACGGCCAUGUCAACGGCGUUAACGGCACCACCCCCGAAUCAUCCAACAACAACAACAACAACAACCAACUCCCUCCGGCUACUUACAUGCCCGAAUCAAAUUCGGAAGCCUGGAAAAAGGCCAGCCACCCAAAACUAGACUACACCCAAGUCGACGAGCGCAUCAAGCAGGAACUCCGUCACAUCGGGUUCCUCCCCUUACCACCCAACCAAUCCGACUCGUCCAACGCGGCAGGCAACGGCUCCCAACCAGGACAGCCGGACCCGACAACAGCCGAGUACGACGGCCACUACGACGACGAAGUCGCCGCCCGCCUCCGCCUCCUCCAAUCCCGCCUUCGCGAGCAAGUCCUCGUCAACGGCGCCCGAAAAGCCAGACUGACAGAGCUGGUCAAGGAGCGGAUGGCCUUUCAGGAGUAUACCACCAUUUUGGAGGAUUUGGAUUCCCAAGUCCAGGCGGCAUACCUCAAGAGGACGAGGACGAUGAAGAAGCCCAAAAAGGCGAGGCCGGGGCAGUCCGGAUCGGCGGCUAGUGCGGCUGCUGCUGCGAGCGCGGCUGCUACGGCGACUGCCCGCCCGGGGAUAGGGGAUCUGACAAAGACGCUGAUGGAGAGGAGGAGGAGGUGGAUUGAGAAUAUUGGGACUGUGUUUGAGGAUGAGGCGCUGACAAAGGUGCCGAGGGUGAGCGAGGAGGGGAGCACGAUUUUCAAGGCGGGGGAGAUGGGGGAGUUGUUGAGAAGGGAGAAGGAGGCUUGGGAUGAGGAGGUGGAGGAGGAGUAG